AUGCUACCUCGGAGUCAGCUGCAAAUUCGCCGGAAUGGACUUGUUGAGCUGCAAGGAAUUCCGCCAAUCCUGCGGCCCCUCCUUCGGGCCUACCUCCUGGGCUAUGCUUCCGCUGUUGCUCCGAGAGUCCUGACGUUGCUGAUGCAAUACCUUACCAAGAAGCGCCGCCAAAUUGCAAAGGAAAAUGGGCAGUGCAUCGGGUUUGUGGCGCAACUGAGGCGGAUAGUCCUCGCCGGUUUGGACCCCCAACGGUUUCCAACGUUCUGUGCCGUGAUAGUUGGGGGCAGUACUCUCCUAGAGGGGCCAUUUCGGCGUAUAUUUGACCGAAACGCCAAAGGGCUUACGGAGCUGACAAGAACCAGACUUGCAAGAUGGAGCGCCACGUUCAUCGCCGCUUGGUUUAGCUUGCAGCUUUUGCAGUCCAAGAAGAGCUCAGCCUUUACAGCCACCGUCUCAGUGAAAUCUGACAGCCCUCCAGGGGCUCAGCGACAGGAGAUCCGAUACGGUGGACGAACACUCGAUUUGACAUUGUUCACAUUGACGAGGGCUCUGGAUGUUCUUGUUGGGGAAGUGUGGGCGCGUAGGCGAGCGCGGCGGGUGGCUGAAGGAAGCUGGACCAAGGCUGAGUGGGUCAUCUGCAAGUUUACUGACCCUUGCUUAUUCGUCACCUCGUGUGCUUUUAUCAUGUGGGCAUGGUUUUACCAUCCCGAAAGGCUUCCCAGCGCCUAUAACAAGUGGAUCAGCUCGGCGGCAAAUGUCGAUAUGCGGCUGAUCGAGGCCCUCCAGAAGCUACGUGCUAACGAAAUGUCCUACGGUAAAAGUGGACAAGCAGAGUUGCUCCAAGGCAUGUGUGAGAAAUAUAACUGGCCGGAGGAAUGGGGUGACCCCUCAAAGUCCAUACCCAUUCCAUGUGAGAUGGUUCACAUGGGCUGCGGUCCCUCGUGUGAGCUUCACGCCAUUAGCCGCUUCUAUCGGUCGUGGAAGUGGUCCAUGGCCAUGUACUUGCCCCUGAGCGUGGCGCUUCUGCUACGAGGGCCCAUUAAUAAGAAGGCCUUGGUGCGUACUCUACUGUCAGCAUCGAGGUCGGCGGCGUUCUUGGGCGCGUAUAUUACUCUGUUCUACUAUGGUGUUUGUCUCGCCCGUACCAGAAUCGGGCCUCACAUCGUCGGCAAGGACCGAGACGCAAGGCAAAAGAUGGAUGCCGGAAUCUGCGUCCGCACGGGAUGUUGCCUUUGCGGCUGGAGCGUUCUUGUCGAGUCCGCCAGUCGUCGUAAGGACAUGGCUUUGUUCGUCGCUCCACGGGCCAUGGCGACGUUGCUGCCUCGGCGGUACGGUAUGGACAAGCAAUGGAGGGAGACACUCGUGUUCGCCGCCAGUACGGCUGUUGUUUUUACUUGUAUCCACGAAAAUCAAGCCCGUGUACGUGGAGUAUUGGGCGGUGUAUUGGGGAUGAUUUUGCGCAACUAG
Messenger RNA from Colletotrichum orchidophilum, 1467 nucleotides. RefSeq lists its product as uncharacterized. The record is from RefSeq and is a predicted model, not a curated record. The transcript is spliced from 4 exons. Lineage: Eukaryota; Fungi; Ascomycota; Sordariomycetes; Glomerellales; Glomerellaceae. The coding region runs from base 1 to 1467 and encodes 488 amino acids.